Molecule: messenger RNA, 1379 nt
Organism: Periophthalmus magnuspinnatus
Lineage: Eukaryota; Metazoa; Chordata; Actinopteri; Gobiiformes; Gobiidae
Exons: 2
Coding region: 23-1252 (409 amino acids)
Source: RefSeq, a predicted model, not a curated record
UGCGGAAGUAGUAAAACUCACCAUGGCGUUCGGAGGAAAUGAACCUCGAGAAUUUAUUUUAAAAGAAGGUGGAGAGGAGAUUGUAGUAUUACAGGUAAACGUGGGAACAGACGAGACUGCUGCUGUAAAUGACUUUUGUCGAUUUUGCUGUAAAAACUUAAGAAGAAAUGGCGUUAUAGGACACUCCGUGCUUAUUUUCUCACGGAGUAAACCCGAAUGUAAAUCUGCAUCGGACAGACUGGAAGAUUUGGGAUUGAUCGUGAAGCCAAGUAGAAAUAAAUCAACGCGCAUGUGCAAAACGUGUUUACAUCUGGUGGAGCGCCUGGAAAAAGCCAUGUCUGUUUUUCGUAAAUGGAAAGAAGAAGAGGAAAAGGGCGACACAGACGAAACGGCAUCCACAAACUCACCUGAACCCAGCCAUAAUAAAAGAGCCCGCUCCCCAUCUCCAUCAGCACCACCUGCACCACACAGGCCUUUACCCAAGAAACCCCGCGCCACCCCUCCUCAGCAGGCCAGGAGAAGUGUCACACAGGUCAUUACUACGUUCACAAGCAAAACUAUUGUAAAAGUUGUUUCUGAUAGUGAAGCGGGGAUCAUCCAAAACAUUGCGAACCAAAACUGGACAACUGCUGCCAACUUGAUGUCCACCCACAAAGACCUUUUUGAUGAGAUAAAAUCCAAGGUUCUGGUUUCCAUCCAUGAGGAAUGUAUGAGCUACUCAAACUCCAACAACAAAUGUAUGCUUUGGAAAAAUUCUCCAGACAACCUCAAGUCUUUUUCUUUUAAUAACCUGAUUUCUGAACUCGAGCACAGGUCACCCUUUUUACUCUCCAUUUUUCAAACUAUCACCAACAACAACAAUGAUGAUGCUGCUUGUGCUGCACUUUGCAUAGCACUCAGAGGGAGGGAGCCCCGUUUGUCUGCUUUCUCCUAUCACAUCAACACUAUAAUCGCACGUGGAGGUAUAAAGAAGGCUGUUUAUAACCGAUUAGGCAAAAUGGCAAUUACAACAUCAUACUACCAUGCUUUGCUAAAGCAAAAAGAGAUGAAGGGCGCUAAAAGAGGAGCCACCUGCGGAGAGUCUCCCCCCCAGUUAGACGUUCCUGCUGAAACUUUGCAGAACCCCGGUGAGGAAAUAUAUAAUUCUGCUGAUCCAGAAGAACUGGGGCCUAAAGACACAGAUUUGGAGAGCCUUGUAGAUCCAUGUGCAGAAAAGAAACUUUUUAGUUCUUGUUCAGAAAACAUUACAUGACACAGUUAAAACAUUAAAAACACAUACUAUGCAAUGUAUAAUAUGCACUGUUUACAACUCCCAUGUUUUUGUUGUAUGGUUCAUGGCUAAAAAAAACACAAUAAAGGAAAAUAUAUAAUUUAUUAUU